Messenger RNA from Lactuca saligna, 672 nucleotides. NCBI's taxonomy places the organism in Eukaryota, Viridiplantae, Streptophyta, Magnoliopsida, Asterales, Asteraceae. The record is from the annotation of a GenBank genome assembly.
AUGAUUACGUACCGGAUUAAAAAUCCAAAUCACCAAUUUUGUCGGAUAUUCAUCAUUUUAAGAGCAAACGUAAAUAUCAUUUAUACGGUUAUUUUGUUUUUACCAUUCUGCUCCAUAACAAUUCUGCUCCAUAGAAACCACAGCAAACGUAUUCUUCUUCAUUCUUUGUUAUUCUGCAACGCUUCAAGAAUUAAAUAUCAGAAAAUGGAAAUAGGAAAUAAGGUUUACCUAAAUAACAUUGACCAGAUAGAUGAAAAAUCGCAUAUCAAGGUUUGGGUGCUUAAAAUUUGGAACUUUGUCAGAAAUAAUAAAGUUUGUUCCAUUGAAAUGAUCAUCAUGGAUGAGGAGGGUACACAAUACCAAGCUCGUAUCUUCAAUCAGAAUUUCUCCAGAUUUCGUCAUCUUUUAAAGGAAGAUGAAAGUUAUAUAGUUAUAAAACCCAAUAUGGCUGCUGUUACUAAUGGUUUUAGUUAUACAGGUCAUAAACAGACCUUAACUUUGGAUUGGAAAAGCAUCCUAAAAAAAUGUGAUGAUUUCUCGGGUCCGGUCAAUGGAUUUAUGUUUGUUGACUUUAAUUCUAUCAUAGAACAAACAUGCCCAAAAGACACAUUCUUUGGUUAGUCAUAUUUUAUGAGUUGUUUGUCUCACCAAAUGCGAAAUUAAUAUUAACCA